This is a messenger RNA of Anopheles cruzii, 3764 nucleotides long. RefSeq names its product importin-11 (gene Impbeta11). Gene Ontology annotation, cellular component: cytosol; nuclear envelope. The transcript has 12 exons. Lineage: Eukaryota; Metazoa; Arthropoda; Insecta; Diptera; Culicidae. The record is from RefSeq and is a predicted model, not a curated record. Gene Ontology annotation, molecular function: small GTPase binding. Bases 201 to 3251 code for a protein of 1016 amino acids. Gene Ontology annotation, biological process: protein import into nucleus.
UGCCUCGUAAUUAGAUUUCGCUCGCUGAAAGUAGCCGAGUGACCGCCCAGCCAGCAGCUAUCGAGUUCGUGUUGUGCAAUACGGUUGCAGCAAAGUUGGCCGUGCCGAGUGCGUGCCUGUGGAAGAUGUUGAUAUAGCAAAGCCAGUGACGAACGAUAUUCGAACGUAGUUUACAGCGGAGGACGGUACAAGGCACAAAAAUGUCUGCCGAAUCGGCCGUGUACGAGGCACUUAUGUACGCCUGCAGUCAGGAUGCACGGAUGCUGAAACCAGCCGAGCAGAAGCUUGCGGAAUGGGAAAUCCAGCCAGGCUUCCACCUUACGCUGGUGAAGAUAUUCUCCGAUCAAACGCUCGAUGGCAAUGUUCGCUGGAUGGCGUCACUGUACUUCAAAAAUGGUGUGCUCAAGUACUGGCGCAAGAACGCUCCCAAUGGCAUCGCGGUGGAAGAAAAGGAGGAGAUCAAAAAGCAACUGCUAAUGAAGUUUAACGAACCGGUUCAGCAGAUAGCGGUUCAGAUCGCCGUGCUGAUUGGUAACAUCACACGUUUCGAUGGUCCACCGGAUUGGCCGGAGCUGGUGCCAACGCUCGUGAAGGCGGUUCAGAGCGAAGACUCGUUGGUGCAGUACCGUGGCCUGCUCGUACUGCUGCACGUAGUGAAAGUGCUUUACUCGAAGCGCUUACCGCGCGAUCGUCACCAGUUUCAUCUGCUCACCUCGACGCUGUACGAAUUCGUGCUGAACCUGUGGGACGGCUUCACGCAGCUGUUCUUCACCAACAUCUGCGAACAGCACUGCGCCAUCGACGUGUGCGCCUCGAACUUGGAGAAAGCGACCAUCUCGCUGCGGAUACUGAAGAAACUGACAAUCUACGGAUUCCCCGUGCCUCAUCAAUCGGAAAGCAGCAUGAUGUUGAUACGCGUCACAUUCCAACGCCUCAAGGAUCUGCUGGAGUGCCGCCUGCGUGUGAAACGGAUGCAGCCACAGGCGACGAACGGGGGCGAGUCGGGUGGAGGUGGCGAUGGGAAGAUGAUGGAAUUGAGACGGGAGCUGACGGUCAAGGUGGAGAAGUUUAUUGUAAAGCACAUGAAGUUCCUGAACCUUUUCUAUGAGCAGCAUCCGGCCUCGUUUGUUGAUUUUGUAUCGACGGCGCUAGAGUUUUGCUUCAACUACGUUUUCCACGAGGGCACCAACAUGAUCUUCGAGGAUAACGUGAUCACGUUUCCAAACUUUGCCAUCCAGUGCCUGAUCCUGCUGAAGGGCAUCCUGUCUCAAUAUCCAAAUGUUGGCUACGUCGACCAAGCGAAAGAGCGCAUCAACAACGCCAAGCUGGACUUUUUUACGCCGGAGCGUUUGAGCUACAUAUUCGAGAAGAUAAUCGUGCACUACUUCUUGCUAACGCCGGACGAGUUCGAACAGUGGGACACGGAUCCGGAAGCGUACACGUCCGACGAGGGUGGUGAUUCGUGGAAAUACAAUCUACGCUCUUGUGCCGAGGCGUUCUACAUGAUUCUUUUCCAGAAGUUCAGCCGCACGCUGAUCCUAGAGUUGCAGAAAUACAUAUCGAAAUCGCAGUCAAUCACGCUCACGGAAAACGCCGAUAUGAACGAUCUGCUGAUGAAGGAUUCGAUCUACAAUGCGACGGGUUUGGCGGUGUUCAGUCUCUUCGAUGAGAUUAACUUCGACGAAUGGUUCACUCAGCAGUUGCUGGUGGAGCUGAAAUUUAAGUCUCACAACUUCCGGAUAAUCCGCAAGCGUAUCAUCUGGCUUGUCGGGCGAUGGACAGGCGUUAGGUUCUCGAGAUCGCUCCGCCCGCAAGUGUAUCAGGCGUGCCUCGAGCUACUGCACCCAUCGGAGGACCUGGCCGUACGUUUGACCGCUUCCAAAACGCUGUGUAGCAUUAUGGACGACUUCGAGUUUGUGGCGGAGCAGUUUGUGGAGUUUCUCGAUCCGGCGAUUGGGCUCCUGUUUGCGCUGCUCAAGGGGGCUGUCGAGUGCGAAACGAAGAUGAACGUGCUGCACGUGAUGUCGUUCAUCAUCGAGAAGAUGUCCGUGUCGAUCCGGAUUGACGUGAACAAUCUAGUCCUCUAUCUGCCGCUCCUGUGGGAGGAAAGCCGCGAGCAUAACAUGCUGCGAUGCGCCAUCAUCUCCACGCUGUUGCAAAUAAUAAAAGCCCUGUACGAAAUUCCCGCAUCGGAGUCGAUCGUGGCUUUCAUCUACCAGAUCAUCGAGAUGAGCACGAACGUGAACGAUCCAUCGCACGUUUACCUGCUGGACGAGGGCCUGGAGCUGUGGGUUGCGGUUGUGCAUUAUAGCCACGCGAUGAACCAAGAUCUGCUGAGUCUCUGCGAAAAUUUGAUACCUCUAAUACAACAAUCUUCAAGCAAUAUGCACAUGUGCCUGUCCAUCGUGCAGGCGUACGUUUUCCUCAGCCCGGAAACCUUCCUGCCGCGAUACGGACAAGAGAUUGUUAAAGUGUGCCAAUACCUGCUGAACGAUCUACGCACCGAAGGCGUCGUGUUGAUUAAUCGCUUCUUCCUCACGCUGCUGCACGCUGCACCGACGUACGCGAUCGAACUGCUGCGAUCGUAUCUGGUCGAAGUCUUCCGCGAAUACUACCAGCAUGCGGAGUUUCCGCAGGUGUUACAGGUAUACCUGCAGAUCAUAUCACGGGUGCUGAUCAACGAUCAGGUUACGUUCAGUUGCGUGCUGGCGGAAAUAGGCGUCCCGGAUGCACUGGCACGAAUACUGAGGCGCUGGCUUGACGGGAUGCAUUUGGUGUCACGAAUGGACGAGAAGAAGAUGCUUGCCCUCGGAUUGUGCAGUUUGCUCGGUGUUUCGAACGACGUGAUUUUUGACAACUUUGGUGGAAUCCUAGCGAGCGUCACCCAAACGCUGAACGAUAUUAUGAACGAGGACGAGCAGACGGGCACAAAGACGGAUUCGCUGGUGCUGACCGAUGACAAUGAGGACGAGGUUAGCCUUACCAUGUUCGGGUAUGUGUUCUUCGAAUCGGACACAGUGCAAGAGGAAACACCCCACUUUGCUCGCUGCCGAACGAUCUGCAUGCGCGAUCCGACGCAUAUGAUCGUGCUGAAAGACUAUCUACAGAAUCAGCUUGUCGUGAUGAAAAACUUGAUCGGUGGUGAGCGAUACCAAACGCUAAUGUCAACGGUCGAUCCACAAGUCCUGAAGGAGAUGAGCGAGUUCGUGAUGCUCGGCAUCGAAGUGCGAACCGAGGCAGCGGCACAGUAAUGCGCACUCAAUUCGCCUGCAAGGAGACGCCCCGUGCGUCCCGUGAACCCUACUCUUCCGUGAAUGCAGCUAGAAAUCACAAAAGAACCCAAACGGGCCCAAGGAACCCGAGGCGACGUUGUAAAGCUUCUAUUUUUAGAGAACACUUUAUCUUUACCUAAUUUUUACUGCUUUAGUUUAACACUCAAAAUUUUAACUAAACAUCAGACCACUAAUCGGUGUGGACAUUUUGGGCGCUUUUUCUACACUCCGAUCUUUUUCCACUUUCCCUUGUUGAGUUAUUGGGCUGUUUGAGUUAAAUAUUCAGUUAUUUAAUAAAUUGCAUGUCCAUGCACCGAGCAUCGUGGUGGUUCGUACUUUAGUUUUAUGUUCGUUUGCGACAUUUAAAUGGAUGCUUUCUUGUGUUUAAAUGCUCCAGCAGCCGGCGUGAAAGCUAUCCGGACGCUUUUCCCUCAUUUUAAUCGCGUAAUCCGUCGUUUUCGUUGUACCGAUGAAUGAUAAUAAAAGAAAUAU